UCCAGCAACAUACGUGUUGAUUGUUUGUGACUCCUUUGUUGUGAUCUCGAAAUCGAAUGUUUAGUUUUUCGUUUGUUUGAUAAAAGAAAAAGUGCUGACUGUUUACAUUAUUUGAUCACUAUUUUUUAAAAGUCUAACUGCGCGAAGUGCUACAGUGGAUUUAAUUUGCUUCGGAGGAAAAGAAUUAUUUAUUUGUGUUUAUAAGAUAUCGCGAUCGGUUUGGCUGGAUUCAUCCCAAGAAUAAAUUCACUGUUGGAGCAUUGCUGGAAUGGAGGAGGAGGCUAUGGAUUUUAUACCGGUGCGCAGGAGACGAGGUCGCCGUUCGGCACCGCAACACAGUGCCAGUACGGAAAAUCUUGAUCACUCAAAGUACCUCGCCGCUAGUACGAACAAGCCCAAGCGAUCCAACAUGAAGAGCAAAUCCUGCAACGAGUUGAGCAUCGUGGGCCGCGAGGAACGCCACCGAGCCGCCGGUGGUCACAUGCGCCGCUGCAUCUGUCGCUGGGUCAUGUCCUACGGACGGUCCACCAACCUGUGCGAGCAGCUGAUCGAUUACGACGAGAUGGGCUGUGCCGUUUGCCGUCUGAAUUUUCACUCGGAACAGAACCGACUGGAUCACUUCAGCGAGCACGGUAAAGAGUUCACCAACCUCUUGAAGGUUGGGGAUCGCCGCAUUACUCGCAAUGCUUUUCGCCUGGAGAUUAAGUAUUUGCCGAAGUACUCGCGGAUGAUCAUUCGAGUUGAGAACGAUUCGAAUUCUGUGCUGAUACUACGAUCAGUUUAUCUACUGCAAUUGGAUCAACGGCUGGAUCCAACUCUUGGCGGCGCUGUCCGAAUGAACCCGGGCUAUAGGUACGAGAUUGAACAUUCAAUCGGGAAUUGUAUUCCGAACCAUGUCUAUACGGUGGUCCUGAUGGCUACCAUUGCCGAUAGUCAGGUGGAAUUGGUCGAGCAGUACCAUGUGCAGAUGUUGAAGAACACGAAGAUCGUAGGGAACCCUCUGAAGUUGGACAUUUUGCCGUACCAUCACAUUCCCGCGUAUUUGAUUGCGCUGCAUAAGAAUCACUUUGAGCACAGUAACACUUUCAAUCGCUUGGCGAUCCUCUGCCUAGAGAAUCUUCGUCAAUAUAUCAAACAAGGUUUGACCGCGAUCAACUACGUAGAACAUCUCCGGCUACUUGACAUGAUCGAGGACUACGAUCUGCAGACGACUUUUGCCACCUAUACGAUCUACAACGCUACUAUUACACCGGCCGAGCAGAUUCGGCGGUACAUCAUAAGCGUCGAUCAGUUUAAGGUCCCUCCAACGCUGCUGGAAGAGGACGGCUACGUAAGGAUCACCGUCCAGAAGACCAAUAAUGUCCAAGGUAGAAAUCAUCUGGAGUUCAUCAACGGAUACAUUGACGCUAUCAGUGAUGGGGAGAUCGUGGUUACCAUGCAACAGCCAAUUCGUUUCCACCUUCCCUGCCGGGUGGAGUUUCCGCUGAAUCGUACCCAGUACAAGCUGGAAUACAACGCGCUAAACCUGAUCAGUCGAAUUGAUUUGGAAAAGUUCCUAUUUCCCAAAUCGUUGCCCAGCAAGAAGAAGCCAGUCCGACAAACCGAGUUCCAUUGGUUCCAGCCUACGAUCGCCGCAAAUCAAGAGCAAAUGACCGCCAUCCGGAACAUCGUUAACAUGACAUCCUUCCCCGCUCCGUACAUCCUGUUCGGCCCACCCGGGACCGGUAAGACGUCCACCAUCGUUGAAGCCGUUCUACAGAUAUGGCAGAACCAACCGAAGGCAAACGUCCUGGUGGCCGCAUCGUCCAACUUUGCUUGCGAUGAACUUACGAAACGUCUGAAGCAAUUCGUACCGGAAAAAGACAUUUUUCGAUUCUACUCCCGUUCCUGUGAGCGCAAGAUCGAUGGAAUUGACAUCGGAAUCUUGGAGAUAUCCAAUUUGGCAACUGGUAUCUACGAACUUCCAUCCUACGAACACGUUUACCAAAGUCGGAUUAUCGUCAGCACCGUAACCAACUGCGGGCGGUUUGCGCAAGCCCGUAUCAGUCCCACGUUCUUCGAUUACAUCUUUAUUGACGAGUGUGGAAGUGCCAAGGAGGUAUCGGCUUUGGUUCCGAUUGCCGGCGUUGGCACCGAAGGCGCUCAGAUACACGCAAGCGUCAUCAUGGCUGGCGAUCCGAAACAGCUCGGACCUGUUGUUCGCACCGAAUACCUGAAACAAACCGUUCACAACACAUCGAUGUUGGAACGUCUUAUGUCCCAGGGUAUCUACAAACGGAACCGAGGUCAUUACAAUCCGUACGUCAUUACCAAACUGUUGGACAACUACCGCUCGCAUGCGUCGUUGAUCCACUACUCGAACCAGUGGUUCUACGACGGUGAAUUGCGAGCCCGAGCUUCACAUGUGCUCACGGACUGGGCAAUCGGUUGGGAUUACCUCCCGAACCCAGCAUUCCCAAUCAUCAUGCAUUCGGUUGUCGGUGUCACCCAAACGAACCGUCAGUCUUGCAGUUCAUACAACAAACAAGAAUCCCGUCGUGUUCUACAGUACAUCCAAAAGAUCCUCACCGAUGGAAUCAACGAGCGUUCAAUCCGCGAGGAAGACAUCGGUGUCGUGGCACCUUACGCAAAACAGGUUGAAUAUAUUAGGCAGGGCUGCCGCAACUAUGGUUGGGAUAACGUCGAGGUAGGUUCUGCGGAGCAGUACCAAGGUCGUGAGAAACCCAUCAUCAUCCUAUCCACAGUGCGCUCCGAUUGCACACACGUGGGAUUUUUGUCGAACAGCAAACGGCUCAAUGUGGCCAUUACCCGUGCGCGGGCUCUGAUGAUCAUCGUGGGCAACCCAGAUACAUUGCAACGUGAUCCCCACUGGUAUCGGUUGUUGAGGUACAUAGCGGACAAUCAAGGCAACCGCGGUGUCGAGUUUGAACUUAAGAAGCCGGAGAUCGAUCUAUCCGGUCAUUCGUUUUCUUUCGCAUUGGAGGAGGAGGAUUUUGCUUAGUGUGUUAUUUUGGUUCAGUAUUUUAUUUUCAUUACGUAUUUAUGCCUCAAAGAUCAAAAAUUACCAAAAAAGUGCCAUUUACUAAAUGACAAGCGAGAAGCGAAACAUGUGACGUUCGCUGAUAUAAUGUCGGUUUUGUUGAAUUCGUUCUACUUUAUAGCUGAGAAGCAAUUUAUUUUACAAUCAUAACCCU
Messenger RNA from Ochlerotatus camptorhynchus, 3194 nucleotides. RefSeq names its product putative helicase mov-10-B.1. Gene Ontology annotation, biological process: regulatory ncRNA-mediated post-transcriptional gene silencing. Gene Ontology annotation, cellular component: P granule; cytosol. The coding region runs from base 269 to 3001 and encodes 910 amino acids. The record is from RefSeq and is a predicted model, not a curated record. The transcript has 6 exons. Gene Ontology annotation, molecular function: 5'-3' RNA helicase activity; RNA binding. Lineage: Eukaryota; Metazoa; Arthropoda; Insecta; Diptera; Culicidae.